CUGGAAGAAAGAGGAGGGGCUAAGGAGCAAGAAGAAGAUAAGGCUAAAGGAACGUAAACGCGGGAGAUUAAAGUAGAGGGGGAGUUUAAAAAAAUGUCAGCUAUGGCAUCCAUAUGGAAGUAGUGUUCUCACUGACUGAUUUUCUGGAGUUAUAACCAUUUGGCUGUUAUUCAGCCAUGUUUGCCUGACACCUGGAUUAGCAGGCUGAUUCAAAGACUGUUCUGCUAGCCUUGCAGUUUCUGCCUUGAACAGUCUUGCGGCACUGACAAUUUUGAGGUUACAACUAAACAUGCCAAAUUGCAUUGUAAAGGGAUGUCCUCACAGAACAGGCCAAAAAUUAAAACACCCGGAUGUUACCCUUCAUGCCUUUCGACAUAAUUUACAUCAAAUAAAGAAAUGGCUAAUGCAAACAGGACAAUAUGGUCAUGAUCUUGAUUUAGUGGCAGACAAAAUUUUAAGGGGAACUAAAAAUUCAAAUUUUAGAAUGUGCUCUACCCACUUCUCAGAACACUUUUAUACAUAUAAAGGAUCAAAGAGGAUACUAAAGCCAAAUGCAGUCCCAACAAUUUUCCUUACUUCUCCAGUACCUUCAAUAAUAAGAGCUCAGAGUUGUGGUUCUUCAGAUCCUGCUGCAAAGAGAGUGAGAGUAGAUGAUCCAUCAACAUUCACAGUUGUACGUGUAGUUUCAAGACUUAUCACUAUCGGGACACAAACUAAUGACAGAAAAAGUCGAACUGAUGCGGGUACAUUGACAACGAAAAUGUCUGUCAAUCAGGACAUUGCAACACAAACCGAACCUCCGUGUAAAAUGGAAAUCGGCAUACAAACCGGUGAUGAUUCAAUAGAGGCAGAACCUUGGAAGGUCGAGAAAGAUCAUUCAUAUCCAGUUUGUUUUGUUGAUCCCUAUAAAAGUGUGGAUCCUCUUGAAAAUAUAUCAAGUGUUUCAGAAAGUAAAAAGUCACUUUCUUCAAAAGAAUAUUUACCUACUGUUCAUACACUAGAAGGGGAAUCUUCACCAAGCCUGACAAAUUCACCAGAGGGCAUCUCAACAGAUCAAAACAUUCUUAAUCUAACUACUGAAAGUCUAAAGCAGUCUGCCAUACACAAACAUUGUGGCUAUGUAAGACACAGAAAAUUUAUCAUCUUCGAGGAGAACCUUGAUAGUCUACUGUAUCUUAUUAAAUGCCAGCAUCAGCAAACACAGCCGUGUCAAGCACCUAUCAUAGAUAUUCAAAAAUCCAUUGAUGGAAGCAUGGUUCAAGUAAAGCUUGUAUGCCUGGAUGGUCAUGACUCGCUUAUAUGGAACUCACAGCCGUUAUCUGGUGAUAUUCCUGUUGGAAAUGUUUUAUUAGCCAACUGUGUUCUUCUCUGUGGUUCUUCAUUUCAGAAAGUUAAAACAAUGUUGAAUUUAUUAGGUAUCCCGUCUUUUUCACUUUCUACCUAUUAUAAAUACCAAAUGUCAUAUCUUUUUCCAGCAAUUGAUCUACGCUGGCGCCAGGAGCAAGAGUAUAAUAAAAAGGAAUUGUCUGGAAAAUCAGUUGCUGUAGCUGGAGACUGCCAGUUUGAUACUCCUGGCCAGGCAGCUAAAUACUGCACGUACACCAUGAUGGAUGUAGUGUCCAAAAAAAUUCUUUCCUUUACUAUUGACCAACUUGGAAGAGGAAAAACCUCUGCUGAGGUGGAAAAGGCUACAUUCGAGACAUGCUUAGACAAUCUGUUAGAUGAACAUGUAGAUGUCAAGAUCAUUGCUACAGGCCAUCAUGACGAUAUCGGAAAACUCAUGGAAACAAAAUACUGUAGAAUUGACCACCAGCUUGAUGUGUGGAGUCUAUGUAAAAGUCUGGCAAAAAAACUCAUUGUGGCAAGUAAGAAAAGGCACUGUCGUGACAUCUACAAGUGGAUCUCUGCAAUAACAAAUCAUCUCUGGUGGUGUGCGCAGACCUGUAACCAAGAUGUUGACGUUUUGCUCGAUAAAUGGAAAUCUGUUAUGUUCCAUUUAUCAAAUAAGCACAGUUUCCAUUCCUUGGAAAAUUACAAAAAAUGCCAACACAAGAGAAUUCCUGCUGUGAAAGCGCGCAGGUUUGCAUGGAUUACAUCUGAACAUCCUGCAUAUGCUCCCCUGUCUAAAAUUAUUAAUGACAAAGCCUUGCUCAGAGACAUUUCAAAAAUAGAAAAAUUUUGCCACACAAGAGACCUAGAGAGCUUUCGCAGUAACGUCCUCAAAUACAAAUCUAAACGAUUGUCGCUUAAUAUGGACUCAAUGUAUGCAGAUACAAUUCUGGCUGCUCUUUCACAAAACAGAAAUGUGAGUAGAGAAGAAGCAAAGCUAAACUGCCCACAAAACUCGCCUUUGCCUUUUGGAGAAAAACACUAUAAAGUCAGUUUCUGCAAGCAGAAUAACAGGGUUGAAGAUGAUGUGGUUGAUGAUCAUUUGCUUGAUAUAAUGUCAAACUCACUGAAAAUUCUGAAUGGAGAGCUGGUUAAUCAGUGGUCCUCAAGGUCAAGAAUACUCCGCUAAGUUAAAAAUAUUUUCUACAAACACUUUUUUUUUUUUUUUUUUACAUUAACAGAUCUUAUGCUGCAGAACAAUAUAUACAUUUUUUCCUAGAUAGCAGGGAAUUUUUUUUUCCUUAAAUAUUGUAUAAGCCAAGGUUUAUGGUUAAAAGCAAUUCAAAAAUGUUACUUGUUUAAAGCUGUUUAAAUCCUUAUAUAUACAGGUAUGGGAUCCGUUAUCCAGAAAGUUCCGAAUUACGAGAAGGCCAUCUCCCAUAGACCAUUAUAAUUGAAUAAUUCUGAUUUUUAAAAAUGAUUUCCUUUUUCUCUAAUAAUAAAACAGUACCUUGUACUUGAUCCCAAAUAAGAUAUAAUUAAUCCUUAUUGGAAGCAAAACAAUCCUUUUGGGUUUAUUUAAUGUUUAAAUAGUCUGUUAGUAGACUUAAAGUGUGGAGAUCCAAAUUACGGAAAGAUCCCUUAUCCAUAAAACCCCAGGUCCCGAGCAUUCUGGAUAAUGGGUCCCAUACCUGUACUUACAUUUUGCUCAUUGAAGCCAGAUACAAAUGUGUUCAAACUUUGAAAUCUUCAAAGAUAUUUGGCUAAAUAUUUUUUUUCUUUAUAUUUAGCAUCACACAUACAUAAAAAAAAGGUAUGCAUGCAAUAUGUAAAUGUAAACCUAUUUACUAUGGAAAUGACAAAUAUUGCUGGCUCAGUGAAUUAAGGGAGGGCAUAAUAUCACUUCUCUAACUGAAUUGGAAGUUUUCCAUGUUAAAUUUAACAUUAAAAUAUAUAUUUCUUAUUUA
Molecule: messenger RNA, 3296 nt
Organism: Xenopus tropicalis (tropical clawed frog)
Lineage: Eukaryota; Metazoa; Chordata; Amphibia; Anura; Pipidae
Exons: 3
Coding region: 290-2518 (742 amino acids)
Molecular function (GO): DNA binding
Source: RefSeq, a predicted model, not a curated record